This is a messenger RNA of Racocetra persica, 464 nucleotides long. NCBI's taxonomy places the organism in Eukaryota, Fungi, Glomeromycota, Glomeromycetes, Diversisporales, Gigasporaceae. The record is from the annotation of a GenBank genome assembly.
UGAAGUAGAGCCUAAAAUCUCUGAAACUUCUGACUUAUCUGAAUUUGAUUUAGAACAAUUAUAUCAAACUUCUAUUCAAAAUCAAACAAAUACUAUUACAAACAAUACUAAUCGUCUUGAACAAAGAGAAAUCAAACUUAUUGAAAUUAUACCUUUUGCUGGUAGUAAUCAAGAUCUAAGAGUUAAUAGAGCAAAAGCCUGUAAACUUACUCGCUAUAGUGUUGCAAUAUAUAUUACUCCUAAUCUUAAUAAUAAUAUUGUUACUCCAACUCCUACAUCUUCUAAUUCUGUUGAAAUUAUAAUAGAAGCUCUUACUAAAUAUAUAAAAAAUCUUGAAAAGAAAAUUGAAAAGAAAUUAGAAAACAACAACCUAAAUGAUUCUCAAGCAGAAAGUUCUAAAUUACCUAAAGCUAAAAAGAAAAGAAAUCCUCUACAAGGUCCAAGAUUCUAUAAACUAACAAUUG